Messenger RNA from Penicillium olsonii, 2082 nucleotides. NCBI's taxonomy places the organism in Eukaryota, Fungi, Ascomycota, Eurotiomycetes, Eurotiales, Aspergillaceae. The record is from the annotation of a GenBank genome assembly.
AUGAUGUUGAGAGUACAGAAAUCCUCUUCGGAAGGAAAGAACGACCCGCAAUAUAGAUUAGGUGCCCGGUCUUGUCUCGCAUGCCAUCGGCGCAAGGUCCGAUGUGACCGAGGAGUGCCUUGCACCAACUGUGCGAAGUGUGACUUUACCUGCGUCUAUCCCACCAAGGAUAAGGACAGAGAUGAGCAGAGAAGUCCAACUUUACAACGUAUCUCCGACCGUCUCGGACGAUUGGAAACCCUUCUUUCACACCUUGUUGAACCCCGCGCAUCUGUCUCCGCUGAACAACAAGUCCACGAUGCGCCGAUAUUCACACAAAGUCAACGGGAAAGCAAGCCCUGGGAGCUUUUACUGAAUGAUGGCAACAAUGUCCAGUAUGUGAACAACUCAAACCUGAGGGAUCUCCUCCAGAAUGAUGAGCGUAUAAAGUCCCAGCGCGCUUCCGGCUUAGAGUCAACGCCACAAUUACAAAACUACACAAGCACACACACCUCCCCCUCCCAGCCAGGCCUUUUGUCAAAUGCCGCCCCCAGCGUGCUGGAAUUUUACCCGGACUCACAUUUGGCACUUCAACUAUGGGCAUUGUAUGUCAAGUCUGUUGAUCCGGUGCUCAAAAUUCUUCAUAUACCCACGACUCAGUCUGCCGUCAUAGCGACAAUACUUGACCCCAAGUCUGCGAGCGCCUCUAUGGUUGCGUUGACAUUUGCGAUAUAUUUUGCUGCCAUCACGACACUAGAUCACUACGAUGGGCCGAUUGAGCUCCCCUUAGACAGACAUGCCCUGUUAAAGAAUUACAAGACCGCAUUGGACCGCCUUCUGCUUGUGACAGAAGUGAUGAAUCGGCCCGAGAUCCCAGUCUUACAAGCUCUCGCUAUUUACACUACAUGUCUACGUGUCCACGAAACAGGUCGUGGUGCGUGGAUCUUGAACGGUCUCGCAAUCAGACUAGCGCAGUCCGUAGGUCUGCAUCGCGACGGCGCAUCUCUUCGGCUCAGCCCGUUUGACACGGAGAUACGCCUUCGCCUAUGGUGGCAUCUAUGCGUUCUUGACUCUCGCGCUCCUGAAGACCAAGGAUUUGAGCUCACCAUCGACGUGCUUAAUCGAGGCCUCCGCCUUCCCCUAAACGUCGAUGACAACCAAUUAUUUCCGAGUAUGAAGCAGCUUCCGGUCGAAUCAAUCGGAUGGACCGAAAUGUCUUUCUUCCUUAUCCAAACGGAAUCAUGUCGACUAUUACAUCCAGUCUUGGGAACCCGGGAACUGUCCCCAUCGAAUGCUUUGUCUGAUCUCGCCACUAAAAGACAGAUGAUUCAGGAACAUACUCAGUAUGUAUCAUCGAAAUAUGGCGCCACCGCCAGAAGCACCGGGCAUCUACCUUUUCUUGCAUUGCAACAUUUUACCACUGCCUGCAAGAAGAUGGAGUUCAUGCUCCGACUCCGGGAGGAGAUCGACAUGCAGGAAAAGGAGGAUGCAGGUGAUGAGAUUGCAGAAGUCUCAAGGCCGUCGUUCAAACUUGCAUGCGAUGGUCUGGAAAGCAGUUCCAUCCUUCUGACCGGGGAGAUUUCCCUCGGUUUUAAGUGGUUGUUCACUACAUACGUGCCGUGGUAUGCUCUGGCUUAUGUCCUGCGCUGCCUAAGCAACAGUCCCUGUGGACCAAAUACGGACCGAGCCUGGGACUUGAUUGACAAAGUAUUUCCUCGCGAACUGAAUCUGAACGAACUGUCCACACCCGAAGAAGACGGAUAUAGCAGUAUCUGGAAAUGCCUUGCGUUGCUUCGAAAUCAAGCUCUAUCGUCAAGGAACUCCCAGCUAUCUGCGAAUGAUGCAAAUGCACCCGUUGAGCGUGUUGAUUCCCGGGACGACAGAACUGAGCAGGGUAUCAACGAGAACGAGCCGCCGCCGGCUUAUGCGUCAGCUUUUCCGGGCUAUGGAAUGAUUUCCGAGCAGGAACUUAUUCCGGAUCCUAGCCAAAAUAUCUUUUCGUCCUUCGACUUCUCCAUGUCUGGAGUACCGUACUUGCCGGAGUGGAAUGCAGUCAUACAUGGAUCCCUAAUGGAUGGAAAUGCCGCGGACAUGAUUGAAUAA